Messenger RNA from Bolinopsis microptera, 3684 nucleotides. RefSeq lists its product as uncharacterized. The record is from RefSeq and is a predicted model, not a curated record. Lineage: Eukaryota; Metazoa; Ctenophora; Tentaculata; Lobata; Bolinopsidae. The transcript has 16 exons. Bases 35 to 3346 code for a protein of 1103 amino acids.
AUUGAGCACAAAACACAUUUAUGGGGCCUUGAAAAUGUGUACGAGACAACCGAGUAAAGAGAUGGCCGAGGAAGUGGGAACUGAUCCUCCUACUCCAGCUACUCCAGCUGAACCGGCUAAAGAAGAUAUAAAGCCCGAGGAACAUUUAGUGAAUUUUACUAUCAGUGUCGAGCAUGUAUUCAACGUUGAUGAAGAAGGUAAGUUACCGGCAGAAGCCAUGAAAUCAUGGCAGUACUACCAUGUGGAGUACAAUCUGCAGCCAAAUAAAUCAGCAGCUAAAGCAGAUGUAGUUAUGUCAGGCAUGGUUGCUAAGAUGUACAGUGACUUUGAUACCAGGUUACUGAAGACCAGGACUGAUGGGGACAAGCAAUAUGUCAUGUGGAGUCACAAACAUCCAAUUAAUGUAACUAAAGCGUUGCUACUUGACAUGUUUUCACACACUGUCAACAUACGGUUCUGGGACACCAAGGACAAAGUGAGCGUGAGAGCCAAGUUUGAUCGUCCCAAAGUUUUCAGACUACCCCCACCACCCGGCCCUAAACCUGUGGAUGCUCGAUUUGACGGAGGAGGUACAGCACAGAGUAACGCUAGGAGACACCUCCAGAUGGAGAAAGGGAUGGCUUCCGGACAUAAAGCAAAACACUCUUCUUCAGAUAAUAUGAAGUCGGAUAACAAAGUGUCGUCCACUGAUCUGACAUCCACCACACCAACUGAGAUGAGGCGGAGGAAGAUGGAGAAGGACAUGGUGUCGGAGUGUGGUAAAUGUGUGCUAUCUGUACCGCUAUCCUCGCUCUAUGCUGGCAAUACUGUGCUCUUUGCACACAGUGAGCCGUGCCAGCACUUUACUGCGCUAAAGCAGGUUAUCGUGAAGAUAUCGUUAAAUAAGCCUCUCAUGUCACUGUCCCUUUCAAAGGAGCUGUGUCCAAUGAAACUUAACAUCGUCAAGUCGAAAAACAAUCCCAACUCUCCAGUUGCUUAUAAACAGUUGUCAGAACAGUGCAAUCCAGUGUUUGCUAGAUAUCAAUUCCUGGGAGAAGACCAAAUUGACACGGAAGGAGUGCCCCAUGCCAAAGAUAUCACCUGGAAUCAUCAGCAUGUCAUCCUGCUAGGUGUGCUAUCUCGGACAAAGUUGGAAGAGUUUCUGACAGGUCCUCCAUUUGAAGUGGAGCUUCACGACAGAGACAGAAGAGCGGACAUCAUCAAACCUCUUCCUAAGAUAUUUGAUAUUCAUGGCAACGAGGAACAUUUGUUUGAUACCAGUGGUAAAUCAAAAGCUCUUGGACCGCCUGGGAUACCAUGGGAUUCAUAUGGAAUAGCAAAGUUUGACCUGUCUCCACUGCUGCUCGGAGAAGAUAAACUGAAACUGAAGUCCCCGGUCUUACCUUGUGUACGACCUGUGAACUCAAACAGAACCAGUGUUCUUAAAACUGAACCAAGACUUGAUGAUUCUGGAAGUUUGCCAUGCGGCAGGUAUAUAGAGAGUGCCACUGUGAUAACAGUUGAGUUGUCCUUAGCUCACCCUCUUGUGGAGCACACUAACUACCUCAAACUCACUAAUCCAACCUUGACUGCAGACACCGAGGAGAUAGACUGUCCGUUUGAGAGAAUUGUGUACUCGAUGCCUGCCAGCAAAUCAGAGUUCUUAGACAAAAUAAUAGAACAAGUUCUCGAGACAAACGUUAAGAUAUUCAAUCUGGAUAAUCUUCCGAAAGAGAUGUACAGUUCUGCUUUGUCCACCUACAAACUAACUAAGACUCAGCUGCGGAGUUCCAUCCUGGACUACAUAACAGGUUUCCAUAUGCUGGAUGGACAACAACACCUCCUGGUGCUAGAAGGAACAGCUCGUGGAUCUAUAGCCAGAAUAUGGGAGGAAAACCCUAAAACUCACGAUGAUUUUAAGGUUCUAUACAAUUCUGAACUGAAGUUCUCCGAACGGCUCUAUUCCCUCCUAUCCCCUGACAUAAUGAAAGUGAAACUCUUUGAACCACUGGUAUCCCUGGUGAAACAUCCCUCUCUCUACGUGAGAGGUUCAGUGUCUAGAGAGGCAUAUGAUGGUCUGAUCUGUCUUAGUGACUUGAGGGCUGCUAACCUUCUUCUCAGCUGCUCAAGAAACAACUCAUUUCCCACAGGAAAUAUGAUAAAGUUGGUCUCAAUGGAAUUUGGAGUGCCACAUUCUCUUCUUCACCUCAAGAAAACUCCAAAACAACUUCGAGAGACUAUACAAUCUAAAGCGACCAUAGAAACCUUGCAAUCAGAACCAAAGAGAUUAGCAGGAUCUUGGACUCCUAUAGAUAACUAUAACCUGAACUACAUCGACAAACCUGUCCGAGCAUCUGUGAACUUCUUGUAUCACAACGUCGAGAAAGUGAGGGCAAAAUCAGAACUUAACUCGAAGAAGAAUGUCAAAACUGUCAGGAUAGCAUGUGAUGAGACCGCCGGGCACAACUACAGCACAUCUACCAAAAAUUCAACAGAGCUGGCCAAGAGAAAGAUAAGAGGGAUCCUGGCGGAGAGGCCCAGUGAGAGGUUCACCUACUCUCAGGAGUACGCAUGUCAAACAGUCUCCCCUCGUUGCGUACAAGAGGAGACUGAAAAAGAGAAAGAGCAGAAGAAGGAAGUGUGGAGGACCCAGGAGGGUUUCCUGUUCCCUGCUCACAGAUCCGCGUUACAGUCUAACCAACACAGCUCUAUCCCACACUACACUAGAGUCGAGCAACUUAGAGAACCUUGGGAGGAGAAUGUUUUACACGCUGGAAAACUAAAACCAACUGUCGACUGGAAGACCUUCUCGUGGAAUGAGAGAGGCAGAGACUUUGCUACUCCGAAAAGACUUCCAACCCCCAGUCACCCGGUAACGAUACACAUGCCUGGCAAAAGACGAGCCGAGGAGCUCCAACAGUACACUUCCGAAGAAGAAGAGAAGUGGAGGAGUAAACUGGUGGUAGAUAACGAGAGAUUCGCAGUGCACAGGACCGGUGCUGCAGUUGAGCUGAAGAGUAGGGGCCCCGGGGCGGCUUCUCAACAGGACAAAUCCGGCAGUAUUCUCAAAGAUCCUCCCGCCAAAUUGUCUUUGUCAACUGCGCCUUUUAGACUGUCUCCAAUACCUGCUGUUGAUGUGGUGAACUAUCCUAGAAGUGAGGGAAAUGAGAAGAAAGUUUUCCAACCUGGUCCUCAUCAUUCUCUGUCCUGGUCCCGGGAGUGUAACGCAAUUCCCGUUCUCAAAGACGGGAAAGACGGGAAGUUUUCUCUUUACUUCACUCCUCACUCUGCUUUAGCUAAACUUGCUAUCAAACCUUUGGGUGACAAGGAAAAAGUGGGACACUUGUGGGAAACCCCUGCAAAUUGAGUUUUAUCUUAGAGAUAUAUAGUGUGGACACUGGUAAUUAUUCCAACACCGCUGAAUUUGAACCUUACAAUUUUCUGGCAUUUUCCUCCAAGCCUCAACUCAAUGAGGAUGAGUCAUGAGUAAAUGAUUUGUUAAGUUUUGAUGAUUAGUUAUGGUUUUGUAGUAUUUCAGAAUUGUAUUUAUGUGUAUGAACUUACUCAAAAUUAACUACCCCCCAAAAUUCAAUUUAGCUAUUGAAUGUAGUUACAUUAGAUUUUAAAAGAAUUUUUGAUCCACGAUCGUAGCUGGAUGUGCCAGAUUUUUAUUGUGAAUGAUUUUAAAGAACUUAAUAGAUUUGG